AUGCCAGCUUCCGAAACAGACUCAGAGGCCUCUUUCCACUCCAUCGAAAAUGACGACCAGCAUCAAGCCUCAACCUGGGCUCCCGCCAACUCCGAACAACCAACCUCCACCAAACCCAUCCCCAUAGAACGCUUCCCACCCGAAGAAGAAGCCACCCUCAAGGCCGAGACCAACUCCUUGAAAGGCUCCGGAAACACCUUCUUCGGCUGCGGCUCCUACGAAAACGCAAUCCAAACAUACGACAAAGCUCUUUCUUCGUGUCCCAACUAUCUGGACUACGAACUUGCGGUGUUGAGAAGUAACAUCGCAGCCUGCCAUCUCAAACUCGAAGAAUGGAAAGAAGCUGUCACGAGCGCGGAAAAAGGCAUCGAUAAUCUUGAACGUCUGGAACCGCUGCCGAGACCGCCCCCAAAGCCUGCGAAAGGAGAAACCGCCAAGGAAGAGGUUGAGGAUGAUGGGGUGGAAGAAGUCGACGAGGAGGUGGAGGAACGGAUACAGCGAUUACAAGAUUCAGGGAGGUCAUUGGAUGAAGUUCGAAAGCUUCAAGUCAAACUUCUCUUGCGAAGGGCCAAGGCAAAGACAGAAUUGGAUGGUUGGGCAAACCUUCAGGCAGCUCAGGAAGACUACAAUACUCUACUGUCUCCCACGGUGCUACCAUGUCUAUCGACAACGGAUAGAAGAUCGAUACAAGACGCUGUCACAAAGUUGGGACCAAGAUUGAAUGCGGCCAAAGACAGAGAAAUGGCAGAGAUGAUGGACAAGCUGAAAGGGUUUGGGAAUACCAUGUUGAAACCGUUUGGAUUGAGCACGGAGAAUUUCCAGUUCGUGCAGGAUGAGAAGACGGGCGGUUACAGCAUGAACUUCGACCAGAAUCCAGGCAAGAAAUAG
Messenger RNA from Lecanosticta acicola, 888 nucleotides. The record is from the annotation of a GenBank genome assembly. NCBI's taxonomy places the organism in Eukaryota, Fungi, Ascomycota, Dothideomycetes, Mycosphaerellales, Mycosphaerellaceae.